CCAACUUGCAUGCUGUAAAUAAAGCCGCCAUGGAUGUGAAGUCCACCAAGCAAGCGUUAGAUGGAAUCCAAGUCACAGCAGUCGCCUCCCUGAAGAAAGUGGCCAGCAAGCAGCUGCACCCGCUGGCGGCUUUGAGGUUCAAGCUAUUUCUGACCGUUGUGCUAUAUGCCGCUUCUUUUACGGCAGUCGCAGUGUUGCAGAGCUCAUCCCAGGAGACAUUGCAGCUUGAACAGUUUGAGAUCAACAACGUGACUAGCGGCACCAUGAUGUUUUCGCUGAAAGAUUGCAACAUGGAUGUGCAAUUGAAGGAUGGAAACUCCAUCGUUUUGAUUGAGACCACCAUGGAUCAAGGUGGCGAGCGUCGCUUGCAUGUAAAGUGGAACGCUACCAGCGAUGUGCUGAAAGUGAAUUGUGUUGGCCCUGCAGCCUUACAUGGUGAGGCCGUGACUGUCGUAGUCCAGGUCGGUCGCGAGAUUCACUUCCACUUAGUAGAUCUGAUUUUCGAGCCUGGAGGCCGCAGUUUGUUUCGCUCUGCAACAUCUGUGGAUUUGGGUGACAACUUCAGCGUGACAGGGGACGACGGUAUUUUGCAGAUCUAUCCAAGCAAAAUUGGCAGCAUGUCUGUGCAAAUGGACUCCGGGUUUAUUUUUCUUUAUGAAGUAGACUUUGACGAGGCGAGCUUUGUUCUUGGCGGCGAAGUUGACGUGUAUUCGUGGCAGGAUACAUAUCAACGUGGCAUGAAUGUAAAUUUGCAGACUGGGGACGGGGUAAACGUUACUGCUGGUCUUUGCCUGUCGGAUACGGCAGGACGGCCAACACUGCAGCUUCCAACAUCAGAUGACUUUGAUUCCAGCUUCUCCUUAGGAUCCUCCGAAAACCCGCGGAUCUUGAAUGUCACUCGUGGCAAUGCCUUGAGUCGGCUUUUCCUGACGCAUGGCGUGUGGAGGAGCCAGAGGAACUGUGGAAACACGUGGGAUUCUGUGGUGAAGGUGGGUGCCCGACUUGAUGACAAGUUUGCCGCCUGGUCAACUGAAGUGUCGCAGUCAGGAACUGAGCUGAUGAAUCUCUGGCUCUUGGGCGGUUCGUUGGGAUCAGAGAUCCAGUCCGUGACGUCGAGCGGCUUUUGGAUCUUCUCGCAGUUCGGCGAUGCACUUAUGUGGUUCCCCGUGGGCCUUUGGAAUAUCUUCACGUUGGGGAUUUUCUCUCCUCGCACAGCGCGAGAAGUGUUCCUAGUGAAGGACUCUCUUUGCCUCGCCAAGCGCGACCGCAUCACCGCCGGCGCUACAACCUGCCGCGCCCGGAACUCCACCGAGGAGGCUUUGCAUACCCAGGUCCUGGAAAACUGUGCGCAGGCCUGGCGGAAUUCGCUGCCUGAAUCGCUGAAUUUGACCAACGCCAGGAAUGGCCGCAUUUAUUAUGUGCUCCGUGAGUUCCGCCGGGGCGGUUCGAUGUUCCCUUCGCUGGCCGAUGGCGCCGUGUCCAUGCUAUCUGCCACCACCAGCGCUUUCGUGAAGCUGGUUGCUGGCCCUCAGAGCUUGCGGGGGGUCCCCGGGCUUUUGUUCGUCAUUAUCAUGAUUCUGCUGGCCGUGGCGGGAGGGGUCUUUGCUUGCCUCCUGGUGGCAUCUUUGUACAAGAUGCAAAAACGCAGGUACCUCAAAGCGAGGGGUGCCCUGGAUUGCAAGCUGAUGCAGAAUGAGGUUUUGAGGAGCAUGCUACACAUGGAGACCAGAAGCAAUCUGCUCAUGACUUUGGUGCGGUGCCUGAUUCUGCGCUCCCCCUCUGGCAAGGCGUCUGUCACGAUUCUCAAGGCUGUCGAGCUGUGCUUUGGCCAUUUUAUUGUAACGCAACUUCUCAUCACGCCUUUGGUGCUGAUAGCGGUUCUGAAUGUCUCCAACAUUGCAGAGCUCCGAGCAAUGUGCAAUUUCAACGAAUGGAUGGAAGGAGCUUGCUUGAAUAUUCGCCACCGGAGACUCUCGAACAUCAUCCUUGUGGCCGCAAUGGUUAUGAACAGCAUAUUUUUCCUAACUACCCUUUUGGAGUACUUCACACGCCACGGGCUUGACGUAGCAGAAGAAAGCGGCAAGUGUCCCACAGCCUACCGAGCUGCAAUGACGAUCCGGGGCUCCCUGCCGUACCGUACCUUUUUGACCACGAGUCUUCUAUUUUCGCUGUUCUUCUUCUGCGCCUAUUUUAUCACGGUCACUAUUUUCGUGCUGCUGGGUACGUUGUUGAAGCCCGAACGGCUGGCACCCAUUCUUUUGUCCAUUGCUGGAGCGGUGGUGGUGGCGCAGCAAGUGACGCAGAAGUUCGAUGAGAUGGUGGAGAAGGCCAAGACCAUGGCAGCGGAGUGGGCGGCCACGAGCGCCAACAAAGCCUUGGACUUUGCCAAGGGGGCCAUUGGCGAGGUAGAAGGAAUGGCCAGCUCGAUCAUGAACACGCCGUUUGCACAGCAAGCCUUGGCCAGAACGGGUGUGGACGCAGAUGAUUUCAGUGCCGAGAAGGUGUCUGCAAUGGCAGGCAAUUUGAUGACCUCAGCUGCACAGGAAGCUGUGGCAGAAGCCGCCAACGCGAAGAACUUCAAUUCAGAGGCAGUCAUGAGCAGAAUGCGACAGGCAACUCAAAAUGCUGCCGCCACUGCUGUUGGUCAAGCUCAGGGUAUGGUCAUGGCAAGAGCGCAGCAAGCUGCUAUGCUUGCUGCUGCCUCUGCUGCUGGUCAAGUGGAGGGCGUGGCAGGUUCUGCAAUGACUUCGGCGACCAAAGAAGCCAUGGCAAAAGUGGGUUUGGACGCCGAUUCCCUUAAUGAAGAUGUUAUGGCAAGGGCGCAGCAAGCUGCUAUGCUUGCUGCUGCCUCUGCUGCUGGUCAAGUAGAGGGCGUGGCAGGUUCUGCGCUGACUUCGGCCACUAAAGAAGCCAUGGCAAAAUUGGGUUUGGACGCCGAUUCCCUUGAUGAAGAUGUUAUGGCAAGGGCGCAGCAAGCUGCUAUGCUUGCUGCUGCCUUUGCUGCUGGUCAAGUGGAGGGCGUGGCAGGUUCUGCACUGACUUCGGCGACCAAAGAAGCCAUGGCAAAAUUGGGUUUGGACGCCGAGUCCCUCAAUGAAGAUGUUAUGGCAAGAGCGCAGCAAGCUGCGAUGCUUGCGGCUGCCUCGGCUGCCGGUCAAGUGGAGGGCGUGGCAGGUUCUGCACUGACUUCGGCGACCAAAGAAGCCAUGGCAAAAUUGGGUUUGGACGCCGAGUCCCUCAAUGAAGAUGUUAUGGCAAGAGCGCAGCAAGCUGCGAUGCUUGCGGCUGCCUCGGCUGCUGGUCAAGUCGAGGGUGUGGCAGGUUCUGCAAUGACUUCGGCCACUAAAGAAGCCAUGGCAAAAUCGGGUUUGGACGCCGAGUCCCUCAAUGAAGAUGUUAUGGCAAGAGCGCAGCAAGCUGCGAUGCUUGCGGCUGCCUCGGCUGCUGGUCAAGUCGAGGGCGUGGCAGGUUCUGCACUGACUUCGGCGACCAAAGAAGCCAUGGCAAAAUCGGGUUUGGACGCUGAGUCCCUCAAUGAAGAUGUUAUGGCAAGAGCGCAGCAUACGGCUGCCUCGGCUGCUGGUCAAGUCGAGGGCGUGGCAUGUUCUGCCAUGACUUCGGCCACUAAAGAAGCCAUGGCAAAAUCGGGGAUAGACGCCGAUUCCUUUAAUGAAGAUGUUAUGGCAAUGGCGCAGCAAGCUGCUAUGCUUACUGCUGCCUCUGCUGGUCAAGUGGAGCAAGACCGAGGUGACGACACGCGCCUCAAAAAGAAGAAAGCGACGACGCGAAAAAAGGCGGCUCCUCGACCAAAAGGUGCUGCAAAGGCCCUCGGGGGCCCGCACGCCGGGGACACUGCAACUCUGGAGGCCUUUCUGAGCGAGCCGGGCGAUUCGGUCAGUGGCAUGGACCAGCACAGCGUUUUCCCACACAUGCCGAUGGCAGGCAGUGAUGCACGGGAAGCUGUUGAACCCGCUGGUGAUGUUAUCUUGAGCUUCGCCAAGAAAGAACUGCCCGCUCCCCCGUCCACCUCAACUGGUGCAUCUAUUGCUGGUAUGGCGCAGGCAGCAACUUUGAACGAUGCUGGCAUUCUGCACCGAGCGAUUGACAUCAACUUGACUUGCAGUGAAAAUUGGGAGAGGUUUGGGAACGCGGGUGGGGCACACAAUGGGUUGCUCAAGUCGCUGAACACCGUUGUCGGGCCUGCCAUGGAGGACAUGGAGGCGGCGCUGGGGUCUAUAGAGGAUGCUAUGAGCGAGGAGGGCUCGGAGGAGUCUCUUGACCUGGAGAAUGUCCUGGUCAUGAUGGGCUUGAGCAAGGGGCAGCUGCUGCUUCUAAAUAUUAAUGCGGUCCUUCUUUUCUUGUCCUUUGUGGGCUUCGGUCUUGUUGGCUCAUUUCUCUUCCUGGGUGGAUGCAUGGACGCCUUGAUUCCACAGCUAACGUCAACUGCAAGCACCUUGGUAAAAACCAGUCGCCAUGAUCCGAUCUAAAAGUCGGGAGAUCAAGAGUGGCGACUUCUCCGCCAUGUCCGGCGCUCUUAAGGACGCCCUGCAACCCCCGCAGAAUGCGUUGGCCAAGAAGCAGCAGUGACCCCACAAGUCGCGCCUUUGUCAAGCAGAGGGGCUACGUGCAGCUGCUGAGUCAUGCUACGCCAUGCCAAGCAUUGGCGUGAGUUGGCCUGCCAUGAAUUCCAGUUAGAAUUUGAGUUUUUGCGGUCAGGCCGCUGCCGUGUUGGUGCAUGUUGGCUGCGCACCCUCAUUCCCCAGGCCAACUCGCAGUGAGACGCAUGCUUGGAGCAUCAAGUUUGCGCACCA
This is a messenger RNA of Effrenium voratum, 4811 nucleotides long. The record is from the annotation of a GenBank genome assembly. Lineage: Eukaryota; Dinophyceae; Suessiales; Symbiodiniaceae.